Molecule: messenger RNA, 2841 nt
Organism: Strongylocentrotus purpuratus (purple sea urchin)
Lineage: Eukaryota; Metazoa; Echinodermata; Echinoidea; Camarodonta; Strongylocentrotidae
Product: structural maintenance of chromosomes flexible hinge domain-containing protein 1-like
Exons: 11
Coding region: 31-1440 (469 amino acids)
Biological process (GO): double-strand break repair; chromosome organization
Cellular component (GO): chromosome
Molecular function (GO): ATP binding; protein binding
Source: RefSeq, a predicted model, not a curated record
GAUGAAUUUGGGAAUGUGACCGGCAAAGAUAUGACGGAUAGCAUUGAAGUUCAUGUGAAAGGCAACAAUGGAGCUGAGCUGCCUAAACUCCAGGGCAAUGAGAGUAUGAUGCAGUUCCCGUUGAAUAAAGGCUUUUGCUUCAUACAGAACAUCUCAAUUCAAGAGAAUUCGCCAGGACAUGAUGGAAGUGAGUACAAUUUACACUUCUCAUUGAAGAGCAAGGGACCUGAAGUGAAGCCGUACAUUCAGCCAUUUCUGUUUUGUAAUGAUCCCGCGAAGCAGCAGGAGAUGUCUCAGCUGUUGAAGGAGAGAGACACACUCACUGCUUCUAUCAAGGCGCACAAAGAGCUGUUUAAAAAGGAACAACAGCAUCUACAGAUGCUCGAAGAAUCUGUUAAGGAUGCUGCAAAGAAUGAGCUCGAGUUACAAAAAGAGUUGAAACUAGUUGGAGUCCAGGAUGCACAGAUAGCAACGAGAAAAGGAGUGGAAGAAUUAAUGACAUCUACUAAAAAAAAAAUUGAAGAGAGACCAAGAAGAAAAUGCGGGAUGCCGCCAUACGAGACACGGGAUGGUGAAAUACUUGGAAAGGUAGCACACCUGGUUGAGGUAGAAGAAGAGAAUGUUGCCUUUGUGUUAUCAUGGCAUAUGGCCUAUGAUAUGAACUGCGUCCUCACCACCACAGACGCCAAGGCUGAAGAGGUCUUUGAAAACACAGGAGGGCGUCAACAGGUUCUCUCCAUAGAGUCAAUCUACAGGAAAGGCCUGACUGAGUGGGACAAGCCUCUACCGCACAUGGGAGUACCCACCCAGCAUCGUCGAACCCCAUCAGGCAACCCUGUGUAUGCAAGGCACCUUUUAAGGUUCACAGGUCAUGAAGCCUAUUGUAGGAUAGCCUUCAGUCUCUUGCUACACGAUACCGUACUCUUAGAUACACUGAUAGACGCAAAAGCAUACAGACAGUCAAUUGUGAAUUACAUCCCCUGCCCCACGCUCCUCACUCGCAAAGGCGACUGUAUUCGUGGCAACGGAAAGUUCGGAGGACUUGAGAACCAUUGUCCGUUAGACCUUCGGGGACGCGUCUUUGGUGAACCUCCUCCCAAACAGUUAAAAUCACUGGAGAAGCAGAUGGAAAUCCUGGAGCAGAUCAUGCAUGCCAUGGAGAGUCGUGAGCUGAUUCAAGUCGAAUACAAUGACCAGGAGGCGGCCCUAAGAUCAGGGGAUAUGGUUACCAAGCAGCGGGAUUGCCAGGAGGAUGAGGAACAGCUUGGUCUCAUCAACCAGAAAAUCAAAUCGGCUGAAGCUUCAAGCACAGAUCAUUCUCCGAUUCCAAUGUCCAUCACAUCUUCCAACUCAAGUGGGCAGUCCACGUCCAGAGGAACGACAAGACGGUCAGCACCCUCUGUGCCAGAGGCUCCUCCAACCAAAAGAAGGAAACCCUAAUUGUAUGACCCUCCCCCUUCAGCUGUGAUGUGUUUGCUUCAUACACCCGGUCCCCUCUCCACCAAGUGCUCUCCACCAUUCCACACUGCCAAUGUUUAUACUUCAAUACCUAUAUGAAGCACAGUAAACGUCAUUUGUGUGUUCAAGAUUGUCUAUAAGAUUUGUAUUCGAAACUCAAGUUCUUGUAAAAAAUUGUGGGCAUACCACCUUUAUGUAGAUUGAUAUAAAGUAACACUGUUCUGGCUUUGAGCAAACACUGUCUUUUAGUGAUCUUUCCAGAUAUCUGCAAAUGGUCGACACUUACCCUUGAGUACGAACAGCCCAUGGCAGCCAUCUUGUGCUGAAUGUUGUUUGGAUGUGUGAUGAUGUAUUCUGAAAUGUGGAAAAAAUAAAUAGAAUAAUGAUAUUACCUCAUUUCCUCCUUUCUAACUCAUUUUUUUUCUCUGUCUCUCUUGCUCUCUUCUUUUAUUUUGUUGUUUGUUUGUUUUGUUUUGUUCUUUAAAAUCUAUUUUUUUAUUCAGGAUAGACUUUGUGUAUGUGUGUGUGCGCGAUGUAAAUACCAAUUAAUAUCGUGAACCUCCAUGCGUGCUUCUGUUAUAUGUACUUUGACUGGGGACUAGGGUCAUGGGGGUAAUAUGAUAGUGCCUUAUCUGUGUACAUAUCAUAGUUAAAGAUAUUUAUAGCAAUUAAGUAUCCAAUAGUCGGAAAGGAUUACUUAAAUCAAAGUUACAGGCAUUGAAUAAUGAUUAGCCAUUAAGUUAUUGUCAGUUUUAUCAUCCACUAAACAAAUGGACUUUUGAAUAUGACAUGAUAAACCAACCAUUUUGUCUCUCUGUUUUAGUAGGAACAUAGAUUUUAGUAGUCACAUCCAAUAAAAAUAUUUUAAAUUGUAGAAGGAAAAAGACUAAUUCCCUCAUGGAUUUAUUUUUUAGGUAAACAUUAAUUUGUUGUAAAAAAAAAGAUGUAUAAAUUGUAUGGUAUUACUUUUUGUCACUUGUCAAUAUAUGCAUAGUCGGAGAGCAUCUUCGAAUUUUAGUGUUACAAAUUAUAGAUGCAUAUCUUUAAUAGAUUUUAUCUAUAUUUCAACAUUUGACGGAUUUUGUUUUGAUGUAUAUAUAAUUCCUAAUCAACACUGUCUGGGUUUUAAUUGAACCAUUGUUUAACUUACAAGCUAGAGAAUGACACAUGUUUAUGAAAUUGUAAUCAUUCAUCUUUUCAUACAAUUUUAAAACACAUGGAUGAAAUAUAAACCUGAAAUAACUUAUGCAAAUAGGCAAAUAAGACUGACGUUUAAAACAAUAGUCAUAACUGAGCUGAUAAUAUGAGCUAUCUUGUCAUUUUGAACCAAAUAAUUAAAUUUAGACUUUCGUUCCUUUGGUAUAAACUUGAUAAUGCAUAUUA